AUGAUGGCUACCUUAUCAACACCAUGUAUCUCAGCACCCACACCAGUACCACCACCCACACCCACCAAAUUUACACUCCCAGGCACGCACCUACUGUAUGUCACAGUUGUGGCCCGUUAUGAAAGUUAUCUCCGUUAUGAAACAUGUGCAACCCUCAUAGACAGUAAGGAGACUCGGAGUCGUUGUUUUAGUAAAAUGAAAGUGUUGUGA
Messenger RNA from Brugia malayi, 210 nucleotides. RefSeq lists its product as uncharacterized. The record is from RefSeq and is a predicted model, not a curated record. The transcript has a single exon. NCBI's taxonomy places the organism in Eukaryota, Metazoa, Nematoda, Chromadorea, Rhabditida, Onchocercidae. Bases 1 to 210 code for a protein of 69 amino acids.